AUGCUUCCGUCAUCCCCGCCUCCGCCCAUUCUCAUCUUCACCGUCCCCGCGUGCCGCUACUGCCGCCAAGCCAAGGCGCUGCUCGCCUCGAACGACCUCGCGUACACUGAAUGCUCCGUCGCCCUGGACAACCCCGCUCCCGCUGCCCCCGCUGCUGCUGCUGCCGGAACUGCCGACGCUGCCGCUGCUGCUGCUGUGGUGUCGGCAGCGGAGGCGCGAGCGGCGCUGGCGGAGGCGUCAGGCAUGCGAACAGUGCCUGUUAUCUACGUUGGCGGGAGGCUGGUUGGCGGAUUCGACGACCUGGAACAGCUUGUGACCAGCAACAAGCUACAGGAUAUCCUUGCCUCCCCCCCUGACCCACUCCCGUCGGCCCUCAUUCCUCUGCUCAGCCUCAAGCCUGCUGCACCGAGCAGUGCAGACGCAGAAGCAGCAGCAGGGGCAGCAGCAGCGGCAGGGGCAGCAGGAGGUGCGGAAGGAGUGGUGGAGGAGUGGCCUGGAUUGAGUCGGAAACUGGUAGCAGUGUUUGAAAAGAUGGCAGCAGGGGAGGCGGAGGGAGGGGUGAGGCGAGAGGAGGUGAAGGAGGGCCUGUUGGGAGCACACAAGAGCGUUGUGUCUGGUGCUGCCAUUGUUGCAUGGCUCAAAGCGAACAUGCCUCCUUCAGAAAACGCAGAGGGAGAUGGUGAAGCAGUAUUGGUGGGGCUGGCAGAGAAACUGGCAGCAGCAGAUCUCAUUCACCACAUCACCUACUCACAGCCCUUCACCAACAAACCCAAUGUUUUCUUCCGCCUCCUGCCCGACGAGCUGCCCAAAAGCACCGCGCUUAACGCGCGCCCGAUCUUCCUCCGGCCUGCGCGGGCGGCGUCAGUUGUUGCUAGUGGGCUGCGGGCGGCAACUGUGGGGAUGUACGAGGAGGCACUGUCACUGGAUGGGGGUGGCGUGAGCUACAAGCGUCUGGCGGCGUCGGAUGCAUUCAAGGAGUAUGUGUCGGCCGCUGCGGAACUGCAAAAGGUGGACGUGCUUGCGCUGCCGCGGCCCCACCGCAAGGCCUUCUGGAUCAACAUCUACAACUCCCUCGUGCUGCACGCCACGCUCGCACUCGGCCCACCCCAAUCCGCACUCGACCGCAAGCGCUUCUUCUCAAACUCCUCCUACCUCAUCGCUGGGCAUACCUUCUCUCUUGACGAUAUCGAGCACGGGAUUUUGCGCGGUAACCGCGCCACCAUCGGGCUGCCGUUCUUUCCGGGAAAGCGUCCGUUUGGAGGGUCGGAUCCGCGGAGAUUUUAUUCGCUGCCGCCCGCCGACCCGAGGAUUCAUUUUGCGCUGAACUGCGGUGCGCGGUCGUGCCCUCCGAUCCGUCUCUUUUCCGGAGAUGCAAUUGACAGUGAAUUGGAUACUGCUGCUGGUGCGUUUCUGGAAGGGGAUGUGCAGGUGGUGGUGGAUGGGAAGAAGAGUGGAGGGAAGGAGAAAGAUGGAGGAGUGGGAGGUGAGUUGGUGCUUGAGGUUACCAAGUUGUUGGAUUGGUAUGGGGUGGAUUUCGGAGAGAAUGAAGAGGCAAAGGUGCGGUGGAUAUUACCGUAUCUUAAAGCACCAGUGAGGGCCCAGGUGGAGGGUGCGUUGGCUGCUGGGAAGGCGGUGCAUUUGCAGUUCCGGCCUUAUGACUGGACUAGCAAUAGCUUGUGA
Molecule: messenger RNA, 1680 nt
Organism: Closterium sp. NIES-65
Lineage: Eukaryota; Viridiplantae; Streptophyta; Zygnematophyceae; Desmidiales; Closteriaceae
Source: the annotation of a GenBank genome assembly